GGCGGCGGGACCAGGCCGGGCCGGGCCGGGCGAGGGAGCCGCCGCCGCCGCCGCGCGCGGCCGCCGGCGGGACCGAUGCACACGAGGUAACCAGACUUUGAUGCUUCAGCUGAGAGACCGCACCCUGCAGGCGGCCGCUGCUCGCUCGCAUGGUUUCUGAGCCCCAAGCUCUCGGUUGUUGGCUGGGACACGGGGCCUGCUGCCAUGGAGUUGCCCAACCAUGCCAAGCAGCUGCUUCUGCAGCUGAACCAACAGCGGGUCAAAGGGUUCCUGUGCGACGUCAUCAUUGUGGUGGAGAACGCGCUUUUCCGGGCCCACAAGAACGUCCUGGCGGCCAGCAGCAUGUACUUCAAGUCUCUGGUGCUGCAUGACAAUCUGGUUCACCUGGACACGGACAUGGUCAGCCCCACGGUUUUCCGCCAGGUCCUGGAUUUCAUCUACACGGGCAAGGUGCUCCCCACCGAGCAGCCCUCGGAGCCCAACUUCAGCACGCUGCUCACCGCCGCCAGCUACCUCCAGCUGCCUGAGCUGGCCGCUCUGUGCCGCCGCAAGCUCAAGCGAGCAGGGAAGCCCUUCGGCUCUGGCCGGGCCGCAGUGCCAGGGGUGGGCCGGCCGGCUCGCGGCCAGCGCCUGUCUACCGCCUCGGUCAUCCAGGCGCGCUACCCCGCAGUGGCGGCGGAGAACCGCAAGGCCGCACAUGCUCCCAAAGAACUCCCCCAGCCCAAGGGCUCUGAUGAGGAGCUCUUCCUGGGGGGCCCUGGGCAGGAGAACACGCACCCCCUGAGCCGAAUAAGCUGCAAGAAUGGCGGUGACGGGGCCAGCUGUGGGGGCUCCAGUGGAACCAGUGGUGGCAGCGAGCAGGAGCUGGGCCUGGACCUCUCCAAGAAGAGCCCCCCCUUGCAGCCCCCGGUCCCCGGCCCCCUCCUCGGCCCCGAUGAUGUCGGCCAGCUCAGUGACAGCCAGCACGGCUCCCCUGCUCCGGCCUCUGCCAACAGUGCCUCUUACACGGAGCCGGGCGGCCCCCCGGAAGAUCCCAUGGAGGUGGAGGGAGCAGCACCCCCUGAGGAAAACCACUUGGGGCUGAUGGAGGGACCCGGGGGCCAGCCCCGCAAGAGUCUCCGGCACCUGGCGCGGAAGAAGGAGUGGAACAAGACGGAGGCUGUGGCCUGCGCCUCCUUCGAGCGGAAGGAGGCCGGGGGCAAGAGCUGCUGCCCGGGGGAAGAGGAUGAGCUGGAAGAUGGGCUACCUAACGGCAUCUUGGGGGUGGGCGGGGGGCCCUACGGGGAGCCACUGUACCCUUGCAAGGAGGAGCUGGAGAACGGCAAGGAGCUCAGUGAGGAGAGCGGGCAGAGUGAGGGCGAGGGCGGCGGUGGCCCCGCAGGGGCUGGCAGUGGUGCCAACUACGUGUACCGCCAGGAGGGCUUCGAGGCGGUGCCCUACGGGGACAACCUGUAUGUCUGCAUCCCCUGCGGCAAGGGCUUCCCCAGCUCUGAGCAGCUCAACGCCCACGUGGAGACCCACACCGAGGAAGAGCUCUUCAUCAAGGAGGAGGCUGCUUACGGGGGCGGCCCCCCGCCCGAGGAGGAGGCCGAGGACCUGUCGGCCCCCAGCCCGGCUUAUGCCAGCGAGCAGCGCCCCUUCAAGUGCUCAGCCUGCGACAAGAGUUACAAGGACCUGGCCACGCUGCGGCAACACGAGAAGACCCACUGGCUGACGCGGCCCUUUCCCUGCAACAUCUGCGGCAAGAUGUUCACCCAGCGUGGCACCAUGACCCGUCACAUGCGCAGCCACCUGGGCCUCAAGCCCUUUGCCUGCGAGGAGUGCGGCAUGCGCUUCACACGCCAGUACCGGCUCACGGAGCACAUGCGCGUACACUCUGGCGAGAAGCCCUACGAGUGUCACCUGUGUGGCGGGAAGUUCACCCAGCAGCGGAACCUCAUCAGCCACCUGCGCAUGCACACCUCCCCCUCCUAGGAGCCAAAGAGGCCCCGGGGGCCGGCCACAGCGCCCAGGCCGGCCGCCCACCCCUCCACACCCCAGAGCUUUAACUGACAAUGCAUACCAAGAGAAGCAGAGGGAGCCAGGGCCGGGCAGGGGACCCCGACCCUGUUCUCUUUGUUUUGGCAUUUGGUCUACCUCCACCCCUCUACUCUGAGGGACAACCUCCAGCCCCCCCAGACCGCGGGGCUGGGCAGGCCGUCUUCUGGCUCCGGCCCAGCGGGCUUUCCUGAAGAUUGGGGGGCACAGCUGGGCCUUUUUCCCAUAGCCAGAGAACUCUGGAGCAAGCCCGGAUCCCCCCUGGGGGGGUGCGUGCAUCUGUGUGUGUGUGUGUGUGUGUGUGUGUGUGUGUGUGUGUGUGUGUGUGUGUGUGUACGUAUGUGUGCGUGCUGUCCCAGCUGUGUAUGUGGAACAGAUGCCAGGGGAGCUGGGGCUGUCAGGCUUGCCCUUGUCCCUCCCCCAUGGCAGUCAGGGUUACCCCAGAUACUUGAUACUUCCCUCCCUCCCUCCAAGGGCUCUCUGUCCUGUCCCACUUCCCCUCAGCCUGUUGGCUCCUUUGAUUCUCCCCCCCCCCCCCAACCCCCAGGCUAAAUCUGUUUCCCACUGCCCCUGCCCUGCUUUCUUGGCAUUGGGGCCUGAAUGUAAUCGGGGCAGCCGGCCUCCCCCCCACCAGUGUGGAACCCUAACCUGUCGGCCUCCAGUGCACUCACUCCGCCCCUGCCUGGUUUUCUGUAUUUCCUGUGACUUUCUUUGUUUUGAGGUACGCGUUUUGUUGAGACGCCCCGUGCCCUUCAUCUGGAAGGGCCUAGGCAGGCCGUGGGGGCAGGACUGAGUUACGUGUCUACUCGGGCACACUGGCCACUACCCCCUGUGCCCUUCCGGCCAGCUCGGGCUGCAAGAGCAGCUCUUUCCGGAUCGCAAAAAAUAACAGGACAGACGAACUGAAAUCCAGAAAGAACAACCUCAAGAGACUUGCAGCAUAGCCAUGGGCCACAACCUAGAGAGACUGGCCAGAGCCUGGCCGCCGCGGCCACACCGAUCAGCCUUGGUCUCACUGGAUCUGUCCACAGGGACGCCGAACUUCUGCCAUUGAUUCCGGGGGUGGGGCCCUGUCCCACCUCGCUUUCGCUUGUCAGUAUUUGCUACUUUGGUGCAGGAGUGCAGGCUGGCCUGGAGGGAGCUGGCUUGCAGUUACGUCCUUCCGUCCGUCCCUUGUCAUCACACACAUCCACACAGGUGCAUGCCCGUGCAUGUGUCCUGUGUUAGCAAUAAGGUUCCUAAGCAGUUCAGUUCUCCAGGUGGCCAAAGAGGGAAGGCAGUGGAGGGGCGGGCAGGGCCCCCUGCCGCGCCCCCCCCCCACAAGCUUUUCUUUGCCCUCCCACUGAGACCAGGGGCCCUGACAUCCCAGAAUCAAGCUAGGGGCAGGAAUUGUUAAGGCUAAAAAUCAAUGGCUCCUGAUCCCAGGAGCUGGGGAAUGGGGACGGAUAUGACUUCAGCCUCAAUCUGACAUUCCAUGGAGGGGUGGGGGAGGAGAGGAUUGGGAAUGCCAUCGUGACCCCCUCAGUCUCUUGCCAGUGGGGGGCAGGGGUACACUGGGAAUGCUUUCCUCCUGCCCCCUGCUUUUCCACCAGGAGCCCCCUUUCCCCCAGCCUCACUAUUUAUUGCUGUAAUUUAUUGACCUCAGAAAUGCUGCAUCAGGACCUUGGCAGGGGGAUUCUCCAGGGCUCCCCCACAGACACACUCAGUGGGGCCCCAGGGGGCCAGGUGCUGAGGGGAACCUCCCAUGUCCGUCCCUGCCUGCUCAGUAUUUAAGCCCUUGGGGCCUCGGGCUGUGUACUGACCCAUUUCACAAAUACCUCG
Messenger RNA from Dromiciops gliroides (monito del monte), 3858 nucleotides. RefSeq names its product HIC ZBTB transcriptional repressor 2 (gene HIC2). Gene Ontology annotation, cellular component: nucleus. Gene Ontology annotation, molecular function: protein binding; RNA polymerase II cis-regulatory region sequence-specific DNA binding; DNA-binding transcription factor activity, RNA polymerase II-specific. The record is from RefSeq and is a predicted model, not a curated record. Gene Ontology annotation, biological process: regulation of transcription by RNA polymerase II. The transcript has 4 exons. NCBI's taxonomy places the organism in Eukaryota, Metazoa, Chordata, Mammalia, Microbiotheria, Microbiotheriidae. Bases 205 to 1974 code for a protein of 589 amino acids.